Molecule: messenger RNA, 744 nt
Organism: Nezara viridula (southern green stink bug)
Lineage: Eukaryota; Metazoa; Arthropoda; Insecta; Hemiptera; Pentatomidae
Source: the annotation of a GenBank genome assembly
AUGGAGAGUAGAUGGCGACUAACAGUAUCUUUCAACACAUCACACUCCCUGGCAAGUUCGCGAGUACUUGUAGACGGAUUUGACUCAACAGCAGAACCUCAUCAAUAUCCAUUAAUGGUUGAAGUAAUGCAAAAGGAUUUGGAAUCUCUACAACCUGCACUAAAGAAAGCUGCUGAAGAAACUUUGAAAAUGCUGAAAGUUAUAGAAACAGAAACAUUUGAGGUUGAGAAAGCUUCAGAGCGAGUAAGAAGUGAUGAAGAAAUAGCAAAUGAACAAGCAAUGUCUGCGAUGGGGUUGAAAACUGAAUGUGAAAAUGAUUUGGCUUUAGCCAUACCAAUUCUAGAAGAUGCUGUGGCAGCCCUUAAUACUUUAAAACCAGCAGACAUUACUCUUGUUAAAUCUAUGAAAAAUCCUCCUGAAACUGUGAAAUUGGUACUUGCUGCUGUGUGUGUAAUGAAAGGAAUCAAGCCUGAUAGACUUCCUGAUCCUAAAAACCCAGGGAGAAAAAUAAAUGACUACUGGGGCCCAAGUAAGCGAUUACUAGGUGACAUGUCAUUUCUUCAACAACUUAAAGAUUAUGAUAAAGAUAACAUUCCCUCAAAUAUAAUGAAAGCAGUGAGGACACAAUAUUUAAACCAUAAAGAUUUUAAGCCUCGAGUUGUAGCCAAAGCAUCAAGUGCUGCUGAAGGACUUUGCAAAUGGGUUAUUGCUCUGGAUAAAUACGAUGUAGUCGUGAAGGUAUGA